CUCCUUCCAUCCCGCACUGCUCCUCCCAAGCCGUGAAUGCUGCUGCUACAUUUGCCUCCCACUACUUCUCUUCCUCUUCUUCUUCUUCCUCCUCAUCCUCCACAAUAUCAUCACCAUCAUAUACCUACUUCCUUCAGGCUUCUCAACACGUAUUGGCUUGAUCUUCCCGGAGACUGAUAUCAGUCGGUGUUUCUCUGAUAGGAAUUCAGCCCAAUACUCAUCAUCCAACGAGUCUCGAUUUCUUCUUCACUCUUCUACUUCUCUAUCUUCUCGUGACGAGUCAGCUGCUAGCAAUACGUCUCUACGAAUAUCAUUCUAUUCCUGUAUGGUCGUGGUUGCUGCCGGAUCAUAUAUGAACAUCAGCUUGACGACAAUUCUUUGUGCAUCAAGAUAGUCGAUAUCACUCUACAUCACCUGAUCACGCCAAACAUGGCCCCUCACAAGCGUGGACCCUGGUCUCAACAGGAGGAUGCCUAUCUACUUCAACUUGUUCACUCUCAAGGAGCUCACAAUUGGGUCCGGAUCUCUCACCUCAUCGGCUCCAGAUCACCUAAGCAAUGCCGGGAGCGCUAUCACCAGAAUCUGAAGCCAACCUUGAACCACAACCCCAUUACUCCAGAGGAAGGCAUCGUUAUUGAAAGGCUCGUUGGCGAGAUGGGAAAGCGUUGGGCUGAGAUCGCCCGGCGCCUCUGUGGCCGCAGCGACAAUGCUGUAAAGAAUUGGUGGAAUGGAGGCAUGAACCGUCGACGCCGACUCUACAUUCGACGCGGAGACAGCAGACGGGUCGCCGAGGACUUUGACGAGAAGACUGAGCAACUAUCAUUUGCCAAGCCAGUUGCCUCGCUUGGUCCUCGUCCCACAUCGUUGAACAUUAUGCCUUCUCGAAGGCACAUUGAAACUCCUCUGCCCUCUCCCUCCGCUCUCUCCAUUGUCUCUAGAGCAGAUUCCUCCGAGGGUGCUCCCUCGCUGGUCUCGGACUCGGGAUCGGUCUUUUCCUUUUCUCCUCGCAUGCCUGGCUCUCCAUCUGUCGAACUGCCACCGCUGGUCGGUGCUCGAACGACGACGACGAUUACCACUGCAACGGAGGGCCGGCGACCAUCGCUUCCUAUUCUCCACCUGGGCACAAACUCCUAUGUAUCUGAACAUGAGCACCAGCUGCCUUCGCUCACACGCUUUGACACGGAGCGCAAGGCCCCUCUGACUCCUCAGCCGGCCACUCUGCCACGGCCUGGCUUCGCCACCGAGCCUACUCUGCUCGACUAUCAUUACAUGCGACACCAGCCUACAUCACUGGCCAUGUCUUCGCACGUGCAGCUACCAUCCUUUCAGAAGCUGACGGGCACCCCCGUUGAGCAGGGCUCUCCCAGCCGAGAUACCCGGAUGAAUCUCUCCACCUUACUGGCAUGAAAGUUUUUUAUAUCGUUUUGCGCCUUGCACAUGUAUCGUCUGACAUAUCUUCCUAUUCUCAUACCAUAUUUUCUUUUCUCUUUUUUUUCUUUCUUUCGUCCAAUAUCGACA
Molecule: messenger RNA, 1518 nt
Organism: Xylona heveae TC161
Lineage: Eukaryota; Fungi; Ascomycota; Xylonomycetes; Xylonales; Xylonaceae
Exons: 1
Coding region: 430-1407 (325 amino acids)
Biological process (GO): positive regulation of transcription by RNA polymerase II; mitotic cell cycle
Cellular component (GO): nucleus
Molecular function (GO): RNA polymerase II cis-regulatory region sequence-specific DNA binding; DNA-binding transcription factor activity, RNA polymerase II-specific
Source: RefSeq, a predicted model, not a curated record